Molecule: messenger RNA, 443 nt
Organism: Arabidopsis lyrata subsp. lyrata
Lineage: Eukaryota; Viridiplantae; Streptophyta; Magnoliopsida; Brassicales; Brassicaceae
Product: putative defensin-like protein 191
Exons: 2
Coding region: 69-299 (76 amino acids)
Source: RefSeq, a predicted model, not a curated record
AGAUGAUUCUUUAAAAAUGUAAAGCAUUCCAUCAAAAAGAAGGAAAAAAGAACAAGUUAAAAGUGCAAAUGGCUAAAGGUGUAAAUGUCAUCACUUAUAUGGUGAUUUUCUUGAUUUUGACAGUAGGAAUAUCAAGAGUAACAGCAAAGAAGCCACCAUGUAAAGAAGGUCGAAUCGCGUAUCAUCCUUGUAGUCAGAGUCUAUGCGCACAAGACUGCGCGCUUGCUGGUGUUUAUCGCACAGGCAAAUGUGAACCUGAUAGGAACAAAGUAGUUUGCAAAUGUUACGGAUGCAAAUAGGUGUAGACUCGGUAGAUCCUAUGUGCAAUAAUAUUAUCUUCUUCUUUUUUGGGGCGGUAUCAAUAAUAACAAAAAGAACUUUGUAGUGAGGUGCUUUUCGAAUCCAAUUAUAAAUUCCAAAAUCCAUCAAUUUGUUGUUGACUA